Molecule: messenger RNA, 1834 nt
Organism: Drosophila grimshawi
Lineage: Eukaryota; Metazoa; Arthropoda; Insecta; Diptera; Drosophilidae
Gene: Ugt304A1
Product: UDP-glycosyltransferase UGT5
Exons: 2
Coding region: 98-1516 (472 amino acids)
Molecular function (GO): UDP-glycosyltransferase activity
Source: RefSeq, a predicted model, not a curated record
GCCGGUUGGGGGUCUCGCUCUUGCAACACUACUGCUGCUGCAGCACCUGUGCCCCAGCACACGUGCAGCCAGAAUACUGUUUGUCUUUCCGUUUGACAUGUUGUCACAGUGCAAGCUAUUAACGCCCUAUCUGCUGGCCUUGCAUGAGCGCGGUCAUCAGCUGACCAUCAUCCAUGCCUUUGAUUGCGACACCAUGAAGCAGUUCCACUCGAUAUUCGUUAAAGAUCGUCAUGACACAGAUUCGGAUUUUGAUGCUCAUCAGUGGGACACCGUUUCUGAGUGGGUUGUACUCAUGUCAAUACGCAAUUUUUUUGUUAAGAUUGUUUUGAAUGUUUUGGAGAGCCCGGAAGUGCAGCAACUGAUGCAUUCCAAUGUGAGCUAUGAUCUGGUUGUGCUGGAGCCAUCGAAUACAGAUGGGCUCUUUGGCCUGGCAGCGCAUUUCAAUGCGAUUCUAAUUGGACUGGGAACAUGUGGUUCCGAUUGGACUAUGGAGACAUUUGUCGGCUACAGAGGAUCAUCAACGUUUGAGCCGGUGAUGUGGACCGGCUUUAAUAAAGGCAUAACACUGAUAGAACGUUUUUACAAUUGGAUACGAAUGUCCGAAGAGUGGAUGUUGUACUGGUUAAUCUUUCAGCCAGCACAACGUGCGAUUCACGAGCAUUUCUUUGGCCACCUCGAGCAAAGCUUUGAGGAAAUUCGACAGAACUUUUCGUUGAUAUUGCUGAAUCAGCACUUCAGUUUCUUCGAGGCACGAGCCAGUGUCCCCAGCAUGGUGGACGUGGGCGGCAUGCAUGUGCCCAAGCAGUUGCCAACACUGCCCGCAGAGCUGGAGCAGUUUAUUGAAGAGGCACAACAUGGUGUCAUCGUCAUGUCUCUUGGUCCAGAGAUAAAGAGCAAGGAUCUGCCGGCGGAAAAGCUGCGUAUAAUUGUGGACACCUUUGAGGCUUUGCCACAGCGCAUCAUAUGGAAAUUCGAGGGAAAUGUACGACCAAAUGUGAGCAGCAGCAUCUACAUGAGUGAAUGGCUCCCACAGCAGGAGAUCGUUGCGCAUCCUAAUUGCCGGCUGCUCAUCAGCCAUGGCGGCAUACUGAGCAUCAUUGAGGCAGCCUAUUAUGGGAAGCCCGUGCUCGGAUUUCCCGUCUUCUUCGAUCAGUUCCGCAACUUGGAGCGCAUGCAGGUGGAGGGCAUGGCACAGAGGUUAGACAUCAGCACGCUGACCAGGCUGGAGUUUGAGACAGCAUUGAGAGAAAUGUUGGCCCUGCCUCAAUAUCGAAGAAAGGCGCUAGAACUAUCGCAGCGUGUUCGAGAUCAGCCGAUGCAUCCACUGGACGUGGCUGUCUUUUGGACGGAGUACGUUUGGCGUCACCAGGGUGCACCCUACAUGCGUGUGUCCACCUCCAAAGUGAAGCUAUUUGAUUACUAUUACUUGGACAAUAUACUCGGUGUUCUUUCGCGGUUUGGACUACUUAUUGGCUUGGUGGUUUAUGUGCUCUGCAAGUUGUUUAAAUGGCGGUAAUAGUUUGCCCACUUAUGAAAAGCAAAUAUUUGCUGUUAUCUUAUCUAAAUUGUAGUUGCUAAUUUAAUCAGAUAAUGUGUUGAUAUGAUUUUUUGUACUUUACGAGUGUAGGCAUUAUAUACUAAGCGCAUUUGCUAUGUUAACUCGAUAAUGCCAAUCGUUUUAGAUGAUAUAUACACUAUGCCACAAGCGAAUCUGCACCUCUGACAAUUUUAUUGACUGCCAAGAAAAAUAUUCGAAUAGUUGACUCUAUGGAGAUACUAAAUUAAGGAAAGUAUUUUAAAUAAGAUAAAUAUAUUAUGCACUAAAAAAUGUAUU